Messenger RNA from Trichomonas vaginalis G3, 303 nucleotides. RefSeq lists its product as uncharacterized. The transcript has a single exon. NCBI's taxonomy places the organism in Eukaryota, Parabasalia, Trichomonadida, Trichomonadidae. The coding region runs from base 1 to 303 and encodes 100 amino acids. The record is from RefSeq and is a predicted model, not a curated record.
AUGGGGAUUUUAUUUAGUUUGUGUAAGCGGGACUCCCCUGAUGCUCUUCAAGCAGAUCCACGUGCUGCAUUAAGAGCCGGAGGGAGAAUUAAAAUUGAGAAAAAUGUAACAGAAGAUCCACAUGCACCUUUAUUGACAAAAACUUCAAAUUCUCUAUUAGAAAAAGACACUCAAAAUCUAGAUAAAGACUUAGAUGCUCUUGUCGAUGAACUAUCUGAUAGUGCUGAAAUCGGAGAUGAUGAUAAUGAUCUUUUUGAUGCUGUUGCUGAAGAUGAUGAAGAACAAGACGUUAAGCGCGAUUAA